This is a messenger RNA of Hypanus sabinus (Atlantic stingray), 6038 nucleotides long. RefSeq names its product neurturin. Gene Ontology annotation, molecular function: receptor tyrosine kinase binding; growth factor activity; glial cell-derived neurotrophic factor receptor binding. NCBI's taxonomy places the organism in Eukaryota, Metazoa, Chordata, Chondrichthyes, Myliobatiformes, Dasyatidae. Bases 5558 to 6034 code for a protein of 158 amino acids. The record is from RefSeq and is a predicted model, not a curated record. The transcript has 4 exons.
UGGGGAUACACUACCUGAGGUGUUGGGAGACUCUCGCAGAAUAUACAGAAGCACCUGCGUUCCCAGAUCAUGGCGGUCCACACUCCAGUUUACCAGUUCCUGACUGGAGCCACAGGACACUGCAGAUGUGUGUCCUCUCAAUGAACAAACGCACCCCGAACUUCUCCGGCCCGGCUCGCCCGCCCGUAAUGUUUGUCCUCUCUUCCCCGUGUUCCCGUCCUGCACGGUGCGUCCACGGUUGACAGGUCAGGUGUCGGUCGGCGCUGGAGCUCGUAGCCCUGCUGCAUCGGGAGUCUGGGCUUCGGCGGACAGCAGGCGGAUUCCCAGCAGACAGCAUUGAGAAGAGAGCGUGGCCUGGACAGUGGGAGUUGCUGAUGAUGGAUGCCGCUUUCCAAGGACAGAGACCAGACUUGCUCGUAUGCAACAGCUGAACAUGUCAGAUGACAAUAAACUUGAGGACUUGGUGACUGUGUGGCGGAGUGUUCAGAGACCUGUUGAAAUGGUGAAAAUUCCUUCAUCAGCUUCCAAUGUAAUACAGGUAAAGCAUUCCCUUAUUGAUCUGAACGUUCUACGGGGAGCUGUGUGCCACACAGGACACUUUAACCUCCCAGUAAAUAGUUUACCAGCUUUCUCAAUGUAUGGUGUAGGUCGAGCCAGGAUUCUAAGGGUUUACAGUGCAGUGGUUGUGCUUCCUCCACAGUCCUGCUGACAGCUGGGCCCACAGGUGGAAUACAGGAGCAGCCCAUUGAACUUACUCUGCUAUUCAUCAUUGUUAACGUUUUUCUCAACCUCAUUCUCCUCUCUCUCCGUGAUCCCCACUACCAAUCAAAAACCUAUCAUUCUUUACCUGAAACAAAAACACCCAGUAAUUUUCCUCCACAGUUGUGGCAAUGAAUUCUGUAGGUUCCCCAGCAUCUAGCUCUAGAAAUUCCCCCUAAGCUCAGUUCCUUCAUUUUGAGGCUGUGCCCUUAGAUCCUACACUCUCCUACUAAUGGAAACAGCCUCUUUAUCCUUCAAAACAUUGAGUACAGGUCCAGGGCCGUUGAAUUUAUCCAAAUACAUUUAACCUUUUGUUCCGGGGGUCAUUCUUGUGAAUCAAUUUCACCAGGGUGAGCACAUCAUUCGUUUUAUAUAGGGCCCAAAAUUCCCUAAUCUAUUUCAAAUGCAGCCUGACCGAAGCUUCAACAAUACAUCCUUGCUUUUUAUGUUUUAGCCCUCCUGAAAUGAAUGCUAACACUGCAUUAGCCUUCUUUACCUUAGAGUGACUCUGCACAGGAGACCCACAUCAGUUGGUGUACAGACCAUCUCUUGGCCCUGACAAUGGGGAAGGUGGACAGAACAAAGGGAGCUGAGACCAGAUUCAACCGCAACCCGUCCUGAUCAUUCCCACCAAUGGUUGUGCAGGCAGGUGGUUCCUGCCUUACAGCUGUUAAUACUUUUGCUUGCGGUCACAGCGAGGGGAGCUCGUCGGUGGAAAUAUUCUGUCUGAAACAGAAAGGGUGAUUUGUGAAGGGAUUAAGGCUGACAAGGGGCGCUGAGGGAUUUAUGAGCAAAGUCUGCAGGAUUAUUCGGGGAAAAUUCAACUGAGCAUUUCAAAGUGUUGUGCGUGUCAAAAGCAUCUUGUGCGUGAUGGAUUGAUGGGUGAAGCACCUCCUUCAGAAAGUCCAUAGGAAUUCCCUCAGCAUUCCAGGUCUGCUAAGAAGCAGAUGCUGCAGGAGCCAGCUCGGUGGAAGAGCAACUGUUCCUCUCCAGCCCACCACAGGACUCCUGUGCUCUCCCGCUCUGGGAACCUGCUCCUGAGUGAUGAUGACAAUUCCUGUUGAAUAACCAUCCGGCACCCAACAGAGGGUCAUCUGCUGGUGGUGUGAUGGCACCUAAUGUCUGAAUUACCCAUGGCCAGUUGUACAGCAAUCAGAACAACCCAUUCUGUUAACCCCCAGGUCCCCCUCCUCCUUCCCUUCCUCUCCUAUCAGAUUCCUUCUUGUCCAGCCCUUGACCAAUUCCACCCACCUUUUUAUUCUGAUAUCUUCCCCCCCACCACCUUCCAGUCCUGAUGAAGGAUCUCAGCCGAAACAUCGACUCUUCAUUUAUUUCCAUAGAGGCUGCCUGACCUGCUGAGUUCCUCCAGCACUUUGUGUCUGUUACUCUUGUCAUUACGUUACCUUGAUAUUUAUAUUUUGAUGGGAACCAGGAUUGCAAUAGUUAGUCACUGCCUGUUGCACCGAUGGUGUUUAGGGCAGCAAUGAAGGUCCUCCAUGACUACCUGUCCUUGGCCAUCUUCUCUGUUGUGCCCCAGGUGCGGUUCACCGUGUUGUCGGAUCCGAAUCACACUGUGUGUAUGAGAGGUGUGCUGGGCAAGGAGCUGAUAGAUGAUGCAGGAGGUGAUGUAUUGCCGAUGGUUUAUAUAUACAGUGUGAUGGGUGACCCAUACUGAAGGUACGAGUAGGUGACAAGUUACACAGUGCUUAGUCCAAAAGAUCAAUCAGAGUUAUUACCACUGACUAUGUGAUAUCAAAUUUGCUGUUUUGCCAGGAGGGAUGUUGAGGCUUUGGAGAGACUUACAACAGUUCUACCUGGUUUAGAGGGCAUGUGCGAUUACAAGAGGUUGGAUAAACUUAGGCUGUUUUCUUUGGGGCGGUGAGACUGAGGAGGGAUCUGAUAGAGGUUUAUAAGAUACUGAGAGGCGUGAACAGAGAGCACGUUUGUCAGGGUAGAAACGUCUAGAACCACUAUAGGUGAGAAUGGGCAGGUUCAAGGGAAUGUGAGGGGUAAGAUUUUUACUCAAGACAGUGGUGAAUAACUGGAAGGCACUACCUGGUAUGGUGGUAGAGGCAAAUACAUUAGAGGCUUUUAAGAGCUGUUUAGAUAGGCACGUGACCGUGAGGAAGGUGGAGGGAUGUGGACAUUAUGCAGGUAGGAGGGAUUAGUUUUGGGUUUUUGGGUUUUUGCUUUUGAUUGGCUUUUUAGCGGGUUUGUGGGCUGAGAAGUCUGCUCCUGUGCUUGUACUCUUCCAUGUUCUAAAUAAAAGUAACGAGGUUGGGCUUGUGGACCAUCCUGUAAUGCAAUAGCUCCAGGGACAAGGUGAGGAGUGAGUGAACAUGAGGUGAAGUGGAGGGAACGUGGUAGUGAUAUUCUUGUGUGUUUGAAAGGCUUCUACUUCUUGAUGGUAAAGGCCACAGAAUUUGAAAGGUCUUGCCAGAUUAGCCUCAGCAAAUUACACGCUGAAGGCACUGUGUACCAGUUGUGGAGUGAACGUAUGUUUCAGUUGGAUGAGCCCCCAAUCCAAACCAGCUGCUCUGUCUGUCAUGCUUGUUGACUAGUUACUUGCAUUUCUUCGAGAUGGCAGACAUUUCUCUGCGCUCCUGCUGCAUGCUGUAGGUGAUAAGGAGAGAGGAGGCGCGUCUCCCUCUUGUAGCAGUCCAGUUAAGUUCCUCAUCAACUCUGACAUUGAUUGCAGGGGACUGAUGAAUGCUCAAUAUUAUGAAAUAUGAUUAGAUUUUAUUGUUGAUGAUGGUUCCUGUGAUCGUAAAUGCUGCUUGCCACUUUGAAGUCCAAGGUCAUUUAUGGCCCAGAUUAUUUACACAAGUGUGCUGGACUCUGGCGUGAGGGGCACUGGACACGGCUAGAAUGAGUUGAGAGCUCUGGACAGAAUGUAGACGUGCAGAGGUUUCAGAACACUGUCUGAUGGGCUUUGGAAGUAUCACGUGAGUACAGGUAUAAGAUGAGUCCUGGGCUCUCAAUGUGGCAUGAGUGUACGAUAGGUCUGGUUCACAGGACAGAUGCAUGAGGGUCUGGGUGUGGCACAGGCUUGAAAUGAGACCCAGGUGCACUGGUCAACCCGGAUGUGACCAACUGCACCACUGGUCUGGUGUGUGCUCACACGUAGGACAUGUGCAGGUGCGUUACAGUAAGGGUCUGGUGAAUGCAGUACUCUGUGUAGACUUAAGAGGAUUGAACUGAAAUUUCUGAAGUGAGAUUGGAACUCCAAGGUUAACAGAGGAGCCAGAGAGCUGCCUCUGCUCCACUCCCAUCCUUUUAAGGAAGUUUAAGAAUAAAGCAGGCCGAUGCGAGGGAGGGUCCUCCUGGAGCGGUCUUGAGACAUGUGCUGCCUCUGGAGGACUCUGCAGGUAGUGCUGCCUUACAGCUGGUGACUCAUUGGCUGGAGCUGGAUGAGAUUUGCUUUACUCACGGUUAACGUGGUUUCUGCAACAUUCUGAGGUAUUUGGACCUGCUGACACCCGGCAGCUCACCGGCUAGCCAUGCCAGGAAUGUCGUAUGAAAUAUGUGUCAGUGCAAGGAUUCAGGGUACAGAUGCGCUUUAAAUACUCCAAUUCACUCACUCCAUCACAAACACCCAGCAGCAGCGAAGCAAGAGCAGCUGAAAUUAAAAUCAGAUAAAGAACUCAGAGCAAGCGCAGGGAACUCACUCAGCUUGGUCAUCGCAAGAGUAUCUUCUUUUGUGGAGCGGCAUUCUGCAUACUGGGACAAUGGCAUCCCCAUGGCUGCUAACGCUCCUGGUCAUUUUUCCCAUUGCUUAUCAACCAGCCAGGGGAAAUGGAUCUCCAGAGGACAGUGACCCAGUGCCGCAUCUGCCUGGUAAGUAAAACUCACACGUUCACUAAUAACGAGUUUCAAGAUAGAGUGAGAGAGUGUGCGAACACACACAGGCAGUCACAGUAGUGUAAUGUUUGCGUGACGUUAUUACAACUUGGGCAUCAGAAUUUGGAGUUCAAUUCCGUUUUCCUCUGUAAGCAAGUUCCCUCCCAUGUGCAUAUGGGUUUCCUCCCAAAGUUCAAAGACAUACCGGUUAGGUUAACUGGUCAUUGACAAGUCUCCCGUGAUCAGACUAGGGUCGGGUCGGUGGAGUGCUGGGUGGUGCGGCUCAAAGGGCCAGAAGGACCUAUUCUGCGCUGUACCUCUAAAUAAGUAUUUAUAAUUGAAUGUCAGUUUCAUAAAAUAACCUGCACUGAGAUUACUAAUUCUAUAAAGCAUAAUCCAAAUGAAGUUCCAUCCGGGUGAGAGUCCAUGUCCAGUACUGGAAGGAACGGAGACCAGGUUCAUGGCUCCUGCUGGAGAUACCUACCUAGGUGAAUAGAGGGAUCUGUUUCCACUUGCACAGAGAAUCUGGAUUACAUAAACAGGCCUGGGAUGUGAUCCCAGUAGAUGUCAACCUGGGAUUCCCGUUUGUAGCUUUUGUUGGAAAGAGGCAAACUUCCCCAAAGUUUUACUCCGGGUAACAUGCACCCAUGCUUCCUCCACUGCAACUUCAAAUAAACCCCCACGAAUAAGCAGCUGGUAUCAGUAACAUAACCACAAGCCGCAGGAUUGUUAUAAACAACCUGUCUGGUUCACUAAUAUCCUUUAGGAAGCCUGAUGUUCUUUCAAUAUCUAAUCUAAAAAAACACCAGACCCAGCAGAGUAGCUGUGAUUAGCUGGUCACACGGGAAUGGAGAGACAUUAGUUUUGCUUGUAAAGGCUCUGUGGUUAGUGAGUAAAACCUCUGAUGAAAUGGUUGAAAUGAAAUACUGUAUGAGUUCAUUUUCUGCUUUUGCCAGAGAUGGGGGCUAGUACGCUCCAACGAUCCGACGGAGAUCCAGAUGGGGAAUUCGUCAUUUCACCGUCUCCUUCAUCAGUCUCGUCUCUCGAAGCUUCAGACCCACAGCCGUACGCAGGAAGGUCGCGAAGAAAGCGGAAAAUGUCUGUGACAAGGAAGGGAGAGGCGUGGGAGGAGAGGAGCUGCCGGCUGCGGGCACUGCAGCUGCGGGUGCAUGACCUGGGUCUGGGCUAUCGCUCCGAUGAAAUUAUUCUCUUCAAGUACUGCAGCGGCAGCUGCCCCCUGGCUCGCACCAACCACGACCUCACCCUCUCCCUCCUCCUGCGCAAGGCCGACCUUCUCAACCUGUCCCGAGAGAAGAUCGUUAGCGACCCAUGCUGCCGGCCGACACAGUUCAAGGAUGUCAGCUUCCUGGACAACGAAAACCGCUGGCACAGGGUGGAGAAGCUGUCAGCUUCAGAGUGCAGCUGUAUCGGGUAACCAU